AUGUUUUGUAAGGUUCAUACUGACAUUCCUCUAGUUGAAUCGUUGCAGGAAAUACCUAAAUAUGCGAAGCUACUAAGGGAGGCGGUGAUGAGGAAGAAAAAGCCAACAAAAGUCGACCUUAAGCUACCGCAUCAUUGCAGCGAGAUCAUCCAAAAGGAAAAGGCAGUAAAGCAGAGAGAUCCGGGCCAAUUCAUUAUCAGAUGCCAGAUUGGAGAGAGAAAGGUUGAUAAGGCCCUAUGUGAUCUAGGAUCUUCCAUCAAUCUCAUGCCACUGAAGUAUUACAAAAAGCUCAACAUUGGGCCACUCAAAACUUCAGACGUAACACUAAGGUUGGCCAAUAACUCGUCCAUAAAAACUGUAGGUAUGACUGAGGACGUCUUAGUUAAAGUCGAUGAUUUCAUUUUCCCCGCCGAUUUUAUUGUGCUUGACAUGAAGGUAGACAAGAACGUCCCUCUAAUCUUAGGGAGAGAUUUUCUUGCUACUUGCAAAGCUUUGAUUGAUGUAGGUCGUGGGGAGAUCACAAUUAGUGAUAACUAUAGCCAAUCCACCUAUAAGAUCGAGAGCGAAAUGCUCAAGUUUGAGGAGGCAAAGCGGGCGAAGAUGGAACGGCAGUGUAAGGCAGUCAUGGUCACAGAUUCGACCAAACCCCAAGACCCCUUUGAAAUGGAGGACCCUUCUGCCUCCACUAUCUACAUUGUAAACGAGGGAAGUAGUGAAUGCUUGAUGUUGGUUAAUCGUGUGGUGAAAGUAGUCGACGAAAUUGACGUGAGAUUCGUCGAUUGA
Molecule: messenger RNA, 783 nt
Organism: Salvia hispanica
Lineage: Eukaryota; Viridiplantae; Streptophyta; Magnoliopsida; Lamiales; Lamiaceae
Source: RefSeq, a predicted model, not a curated record